AUGGCCCAGAAAGCCACCAAGACGCUCGCCGCGGCCAACACGGCACGCCUCAACCAGACCCUGUACAUCACCAUCUUCGUCCACAUCCUCUUCUGGUUCCUGCGCGCCGCCCUCUUCCGCUCGUCCUUUACUCGCCGCUCCCUGCUUCUCUAUCUCGCCCUCUCUGCCCCGCAGCUAUUCAUCCAAUUCUACUUUGAACGCCUCUCUCGCCCCACGCUCACGCCGGAUGGAGCCAUCAAGCGUCCAGGAGAGGAUCUGGAUGCCAAGGGGCUGACAGAGUACAUGUGGGACGUUGUCUACUGGACCUAUGGGUGCAUUGUACUCGCCGCCUUACUGGGCGACUGGGCCUGGAUGUUUUGGGUUGCAGUGCCCAUGUACUCUGCCUAUGCGGCAUGGGGGUUCUACACGGGCAUGCGAGGAGGAUACACGGAUGCAGCGGGGGUACCGCAGCCGGAGGUGGCGAGCAAAAGACAGGCGAAGAUGGAGAAGAGAGGAGGCCAGAAGAUGCAGUAUCGGUGA
This is a messenger RNA of Plenodomus lingam JN3, 519 nucleotides long. RefSeq lists its product as uncharacterized. Gene Ontology annotation, biological process: vacuolar protein processing. The record is from RefSeq and is a predicted model, not a curated record. Gene Ontology annotation, cellular component: intracellular membrane-bounded organelle. NCBI's taxonomy places the organism in Eukaryota, Fungi, Ascomycota, Dothideomycetes, Pleosporales, Leptosphaeriaceae.